Molecule: messenger RNA, 495 nt
Organism: Psilocybe cubensis
Lineage: Eukaryota; Fungi; Basidiomycota; Agaricomycetes; Agaricales; Agrocybaceae
Exons: 3
Coding region: 1-495 (164 amino acids)
Source: RefSeq, a predicted model, not a curated record
AUGUAUGAGUUAGAAUUGCUGGCUAGUAAAGCUGUCCUCACGCGUUUACGCAGAGACAACAUGAGUUACUCCAUUGCCACCCGCACCUACCAGACCAACACCAACGCCUUCUUCAGGCCCGUGGAGAAGACUGUCUGGAACUACGCCAACGGCGGCACCUGGACGCCCGACUCCGCGCAGCAAACGACCCUCACCAUGGGCGGCAGCGGCACGUCUGGUAUUCUCCGCUUCGCCUCUGACAGCGGCGAGAGCCACGCCGUCGUGCUGGGCGUGCACAACUACGUGCGAUGGUGCGACAUCAUCACCGAUAUCCCCACCAGCCAGACGGCGACUACGCUCCACCCGCUGUACUAUGCCGGAGGUAACGCCCAGUCCGCGCAGAGGGAGAAGCAGCUCGCGUCGUGCAGCGCUACCGCCAAGAAUGGCAGGACGGUCAACGUUGUGUACACUGUUGCCACCGGAAACAACCUCAGUGCUAACAUCGUCAUUGGAUAA